Ochotona princeps (American pika) is the source of this 1404-nucleotide messenger RNA. It is a transcript of the gene WDR55, whose product is annotated as WD repeat domain 55. Gene Ontology annotation, molecular function: protein binding. NCBI's taxonomy places the organism in Eukaryota, Metazoa, Chordata, Mammalia, Lagomorpha, Ochotonidae. The transcript is spliced from 7 exons. Bases 44 to 1195 code for a protein of 383 amino acids. The record is from RefSeq and is a predicted model, not a curated record.
GCCGGCUCCCCUGCCCGAGGCGCCGCUCGAGGCUCGGCGGAGCAUGGACGGCCCGAGUGAGGACAGGCCUGCGGGGGACGGCAGUGACGGGGAGGACUCCGACUCCACCGAAGCCCGGGCCCGGAUCCGGGACGCCCCGGAAGACAUCGUGCUAGAGGCGCCGGCCAGCGGGCUGGCGUUCCAUCCUUCCCGCGACCUGCUGGCGGCCGGAGACGUGGACGGGGACGUGUUCGUGUUCUCCUACUCUUGCCAAGAAGGAGAAACCAAGGAGCUCUGGUCCUCGGGUCACCACCUCAAGUCCUGCCGUGCUGUCGUCUUCUCUGAGGAUGGGCAGAAACUUGUCACUGUCUCCAAGGACAAAGCCAUCCACUUCCUUGAUGUGGAGCAGGGCCGGCUAGAGAAACGGGUUUCCAAGGCUCAUGGUUCUCCGAUCAACAGUCUGCUGCUGGUCGAUGAGAACGUUCUGGCCACUGGGGAUGACACAGGCGGGGUCCGGCUCUGGGACCAGCGCAAGGAGGGCCCCCUGAUGGACAUGCGACAGCAUGAGGAGUACAUUGCUGACAUGGCUCUGGACCCUGCCAAGAAACUGCUGCUGACAGCUAGUGGCGAUGGCUGCCUGGGUGUCUUCAACAUUAAACGGCGCCGGUUCGAGCUGCUCUCGGAGCCCCAGUCUGGAGACCUGACCUCCGUCACGCUCAUGAAACUUGGGAAGAAGGUGGCCUGUGGCUCCAGUGAAGGGACCAUCUACCUCUUCAAUUGGAAUGGCUUCGGAGCCACCAGUGACCGCUUUGCCCUGAGAGCUGAGUCCAUUGACUGCAUGGUUCCAGUCACAGAGAGCCUGCUGUGUGCUGGCUCCACUGACGGCAUCAUCAGGGCUGUGAACAUCCUGCCAAACCGCGUGGUAGGCAGCGUGGGCCAGCAUGCUGGGGAGCCUGUGGAGAACCUGGCCCUCUCCCACUGUGGUCGUUUCCUGGCCAGCAGUGGCCAUGACCAGCGCCUCAAGUUUUGGGACAUGGCCCAGCUUCGAGCCUUGGUGGUGGAUGACUACCGGCGGCGCAAGAAAAAGGGGGGUCCUCUGCGUGCCCUGAGCAGCAAGGCCUGGAGUGCUGAGGACUUCUUUGCAGGACUGAAGGAUGAGGAAGAAGGUUCCAAGGCUCAGGAGGAGGGGGAGGAGAGCGAGGACGACAGUGACUGAGGCGGCAGGUGGAUGCACACUGCCAGGAGGCCAGCUUCUCAGGACAGGCCCUGACGGAGGAUGUGAGCUGCUAAUCACCCACCGUACAGCCCAAGAAGAUACACUGCAGGCCCAGGACUUAGGGCACCUCCAGGGGGCAAGGACUUCCCGGUGACAAACUCCAGGCUGGGGCAAGACAGCACAGACACAUGUAUGAACUAAACAGAUGU